Messenger RNA from Peromyscus eremicus (cactus mouse), 895 nucleotides. RefSeq names its product ribosomal protein S21 (gene Rps21). The transcript has 6 exons. The record is from RefSeq and is a predicted model, not a curated record. Gene Ontology annotation, biological process: endonucleolytic cleavage in ITS1 to separate SSU-rRNA from 5.8S rRNA and LSU-rRNA from tricistronic rRNA transcript (SSU-rRNA, 5.8S rRNA, LSU-rRNA); translation; endonucleolytic cleavage to generate mature 3'-end of SSU-rRNA from (SSU-rRNA, 5.8S rRNA, LSU-rRNA). NCBI's taxonomy places the organism in Eukaryota, Metazoa, Chordata, Mammalia, Rodentia, Cricetidae. Gene Ontology annotation, cellular component: cytosolic small ribosomal subunit; ribosome. Bases 597 to 848 code for a protein of 83 amino acids. Gene Ontology annotation, molecular function: structural constituent of ribosome.
CCCGUCCCGACGCCACCUUGGCCUCCGUGGUUUCGACUGAGACGCCGCAGCUGGAUUCCCAGCACAGCGGACACUGGUCCCUGCCUCCCUCCGCCAGGCUCGGCCAUUCCUCUGAAACUCUGGCGGCGGCGGCUACCCGGGAGCGGAUUUCCAGGCGCAGGUCUGGGGCGUCGGCGUUCCAGCAGGGCGACCCGGCUUCCUCCGACGUCCUUCCUGUCCUCGAGGGCGGCCGGCGCGAAUACAGGUUGCGCCCCGCAACCCAACUCCAAGCAGGUGGAGAACAGCGGGCGGGGGUCGGAGGGGCGGGGCUCAGGAGGGAGGCGGACGCGGUGGGGGCGGAGCCUGAGGAAAGAAGCCCGCCCAGGUUGGGGUGGAGCCAGGCCCCAGUGUCCGAGCUCUGUGCGGAAGAGCCGGGGCUUCCUUGUACCGGAAGCGGAAGAAAGGACAACAAACUGGCCUACAGGACGGUGGAUAAAAGCAGCGUGACCCGGAAGCAUUCACAGACGCACCGCCCUUCCCGCCCAAUAGCGCUGCCUGGGGACGAGCCACUUCCUUUCUGCGCUCCCGCUGGCCUAGUGAGCAGGCACGGCCUCGACAUGCAGAACGACGCCGGCGAGUUCGUGGACCUGUACGUGCCGCGGAAAUGCUCCGCGAGCAACCGCAUUAUUGCUGCCAAGGACCACGCAUCCAUCCAGAUGAAUGUGGCCGAGGUUGACAGGGUCACAGGCCGGUUUAAUGGCCAGUUUAAAAUCUAUGCUAUCUGUGGGGCCAUUCGAAGGAUGGGUGAAUCAGAUGACUCUAUUCUCCGAUUGGCUAAGGCUGAUGGAAUUGUCUCAAAGAACUUUUGACCAGAAGAGAUCGGGGAAUAUUUGUUAUAAAUAAAAGUGAGAAAGUA